This is a messenger RNA of Gopherus evgoodei (Goodes thornscrub tortoise), 1634 nucleotides long. Its product is annotated as zinc finger protein 501-like. Bases 319 to 1629 code for a protein of 436 amino acids. Gene Ontology annotation, biological process: negative regulation of transcription by RNA polymerase II; regulation of cytokine production; regulation of immune system process. NCBI's taxonomy places the organism in Eukaryota, Metazoa, Chordata, Testudines, Testudinidae. The record is from RefSeq and is a predicted model, not a curated record. The transcript has 4 exons.
CCCCACCCCGACCCCCCCCGGCUGGAGCGUGUCCGCCCCACGCGUGUCCCCGCCCCCCCGGGCCCUGCCCGCCCCCACCGCGCUGCGCUCCCGGCCCGGCCAUGGCCCCGCUGCCGGUGCAAAGGGGCGGGGGGGCAGGAGAGGGGCAGGGGGCUGGUUGUUAGCAGCAGAGGGUGUCAGCUGGAUCCCAGCCGCUGCAGCCCGCCCCGCCGAGCGGGGGAGCGGGGGCCGGUGACCUUCGAGGAGGUGGCUGUGUAUUUCACCAGGGAAGAGGGGGCUCUGCUGGACCCCACUCGCAGAGCCCUUUACAGAGACGUCAUGCAGGAGAACUACGAGAAGGUGACCUUGCUGGGGUUUCCAGUUUCCAAACCCUCUGUGAUCUCCCAGCUGGAAGGAGGGGAAGAGCCAUGGGUCCUGGAUCUCCAGGGUUCUGAGGAAAGCGAGAUCCUGAGAAGUCACUGGACAGGUGAAGAAACAUUAAACCAACCCAGAAACUCAGGUGAUGGGGUGGUGAGGGAGAGCGAGGAGCAGAAUCCUCACCAGGAAGAUGCUGAGCUUGCCGAAGUGCAUGAGGAAUUACUGCGAAGAUCCAAAGGGAGCGUGACCAGCCCCUGUGAUCAGGGAAAAGCUGAUGAAAGUUACCAGAGACAAGCGAGAGAGCAGGGAAACCACUCAGAGGAGAGAGUGGAUGAACCCAUUAAUUGUCAGGGAACUCCCAGGGACCUCAAGGAAACUACGUCCCAGGAGAAAAUCCUCAUGGAGAAGCGAGAGAUUAUGUGUAGUGAGUGUGGGAAAAACUUCAAUUACCAUUCAGGCCUUAUUCGACAUGAGAUAAUCCACACAAAAGAGAGACCCUACGAAUGCUGUGAGUGUGGGAAAAGCUUCAAUCGUACCUCUGCCCUUAGUAGGCAUCAGCAAAUACACAGAGGAGAGAAACCCUAUGAAUGCUGUGAGUGCGGGAAAAGUUUCACUCAGAGAUAUACCCUUAACUCUCAUCAGAGAAUCCACACGGGAGAGAAACCCUACAAAUGCUGCAAGUGCGGGCUAAGCUUCACUCAGAGAUCAGCCCUUAUCUCUCAUCAGACAAUGCACACGGGAGAGCGACCCUACGAAUGCUGCGAGUGUGGGAAAAGCUUCUCUCGGCGCUCAAACCUUACUAUACAUCAGCGGAUCCACACAGGAGAGAGACCUUAUGAAUGCCGUGAGUGCGGGAAACGUUUCACUCACUCCUCCUCCCUUACCUCUCAUCAGACAACGCACGCAGGAGAGCGACCCUAUGAAUGUUGUGAGUGCGGGAAAAGCUUCUCUCGGAGCUCAAACCUUACUAUGCAUCAGAGGAUCCACACAGGAGAGACACCCUAUGAAUGCAGUGAGUGCGGGAAACGUUUCACUCACCUCUCCUCCCUUAUCUCUCACCAGAGAGUCCACACGGGAGAGAGACCCUAUGAAUGCAGUGAGUGCGGGAAAAGCUUCUCUCGGAGCUCAACCCUUAUUACACAUUACAGAAUCCACACCGGGCAGAGACCCUAUGAAUGCUGCGAGUGUGGGAAAAGCUUCGCUCAUAGUUCAGGCCUUUCUAAACAUCAGAGAAUCCGUAAAGGAGAUAAACUUCAUAAAAACCUUCUUUAGAGCUA